Dreissena polymorpha is the source of this 1486-nucleotide messenger RNA. Its product is annotated as homeobox protein MOX-2-like. The transcript is spliced from 2 exons. Gene Ontology annotation, molecular function: DNA binding; DNA-binding transcription factor activity, RNA polymerase II-specific. Gene Ontology annotation, biological process: regulation of DNA-templated transcription. Lineage: Eukaryota; Metazoa; Mollusca; Bivalvia; Myida; Dreissenidae. Bases 12 to 1277 code for a protein of 421 amino acids. The record is from RefSeq and is a predicted model, not a curated record.
UUCGUCAUCAGAUGACGCUACCAAUGCUGCGGAUUCUACCGCCCCCUUGGGACUUCCGGAUGAUGAUGUCCGCUGGUUCCGCUGGCGGCAACGGUGGCCGCGAACCGCACGACGGCUACACAAGUGACAAGUACGAGUCCAUUAGGAGGCUGGCGAUGCUACCCACGCAGCCACCUCGGAAUCCGAACAAACCGUUCACGUCUUUUAGAAUCAACGACAUCCUUAGUCCUGAAGGCUGCGAGCAAGCGCCGACGACGCCAAGACGGCCGACCCGUCCGUCAAGUACCGCGAGUUCAAGAAUUCGCCACCCGACGCAGAUUUCAGACACUUCAACUAAAAGUAAUCACAAAGUACAAACUAGUAAUGACAAUAACAGAUUACAUGAAAACUUGCAUUCAUUAAGACAUUCGCACAAUAACUACGACCAUAAACAUUUUAACAACCAUAAUAACAAUAAUAAACGAUUUCUACCGCCGACGAGGAUAGUGCGGCCAUGGGACGCUUCGCCGUCGCCGGGUCGACAUUCUGAUGCGUCGUCAUCCGCGGACGAUGAGGAAAUCAACGUUGACGACGACGACGACGAUGACGUUCCGGUGCGUGCCGCUCUGUCGUUGAAGGAUGUUUCACCGCUCGACGCAUUGAUGGAAAUGGCGAAUAAAACUUUUCAAGGUCUAGAAACAUCUGAAGCUGCUGACGCCAAGCGCCGGGAACAAGCGGCACUCUUCGGAAAGCACGCGACGCCAAAAAAGCGGCGAAAGUCACGCACGGCGUUCACGAAUCAGCAGAUUUAUGAACUAGAGAAGCGCUUCCUGUACCAGAAGUACCUGACGCCUGCCGACCGAGACGAGAUCGCGCAGACGCUCGGACUUACAAACGCGCAAGUGAUCACGUGGUUUCAGAACCGGCGCGCCAAGUUGAAACGCGACCUCGAGGAACUUAAAAACGACGUGGUGGCGACCAAACAAUUGUCAGUAAAGUCGGGAUCGUCCGACCAUGAAUUCAGUAUAGACUCGGAUUCCGAGGGCGGCGGGAAGGCUUCGUCGUGUCGCUCCGCGCCGCACUCGUCCCUGAAACGGUAUCGGAGCGAGAGUAAGUCGCCAGAAGCGGAAACGAGCGACGCGACGUACGCGCAUGCGCGUGACUCAGCAAGUGAGCUUUCUGUGGAUAGUUGCAUAAACUCGCCGCGAACUGACGAAAACGAUCGUUGUGAAUCGCCGGAAGAAAUCGUGGUUGACGAUCAUGAGGCCAGUGUAAGAAAUUUGCAUUCGGAGACGUAGUCCAAUGUUCGGACGAAAAAGACAAUGUGCUACUGGAAAAAUUCUUCGGGUCCGCGUGCAAAAAAUGCUUAUUAUUUAGAACUUACAUUAAUAGAUAUGUAGUUUAAGUCGGUGGAUUUUUGAAGUUUUGAAUAUUUUAUUAACAUGCAUGUGAAAAAUGAUACGUUGCCCUCACAUGAUGAAAAGUAUUAUUCAGUGAAUUGAACGCG